Messenger RNA from Trypanosoma conorhini, 639 nucleotides. RefSeq lists its product as uncharacterized. The record is from RefSeq and is a predicted model, not a curated record. The coding region runs from base 1 to 639 and encodes 212 amino acids. The transcript has a single exon. NCBI's taxonomy places the organism in Eukaryota, Euglenozoa, Kinetoplastea, Trypanosomatida, Trypanosomatidae.
AUGCGGGGUACCCGGUGCUAUCUGCAGUCGUGCGUGCGCGGCGGCGGGUUAGGGCAACACGCCGAGGCUCUUUUUCGCCUCCGUCCCGACACACUCGGCCCUCCGCCUGAUAGCGGGAAAGUUGCACAAGCGUGGGUGCCUUUGGCACGCACCAUUGCUGCGGAGCCCCUCGAUGCCGCCAACGCGCGUAUGUACCUUGACACGUCGCCGCUGGGUGGAUUGGACGCCGAUGCCGAUCCGGAGGAGAGAUACAAGGGAUGCAUGCUGCGGGUGGAGUCGAAGGCGCGUGCCCCCACACACUCAAUGGGCGGACGGCUCCGUGGAGCUCGGAGUGCCGUCUGGCUGCGCCGCCCUCUUGUUUGGGUGCCAGGCACGCGCCCGUGCAGCGUGAAGUGUGGCGGCGGCUCGCUGGCGUGCGGCUGCCGAGCUGAGUGCCAGACCAUGGAACAGGUCCCCGCUGAGCUCCUGCCGCGCGUCCCGGCCACGUCUGGCAGACGCGCCGCCGCCGUGUUCACCGACUUCCUGUCUCUUCUGGGCGCGACUGAAACUGGUCCGACCCGGGUCACGGACGGCGGCUCCGCCGCAUUUGGAGCCUCAUUGCUGGCCCGCUCCGUCGUGGCGCGUGCGCCUGCGCUUUAA